This is a messenger RNA of Zygotorulaspora mrakii, 1968 nucleotides long. It is a transcript of the gene PAN3, whose product is annotated as PAN-complex poly(A)-binding subunit PAN3. NCBI's taxonomy places the organism in Eukaryota, Fungi, Ascomycota, Saccharomycetes, Saccharomycetales, Saccharomycetaceae. Gene Ontology annotation, cellular component: P-body; PAN complex. The coding region runs from base 1 to 1968 and encodes 655 amino acids. Gene Ontology annotation, biological process: mRNA processing; nuclear-transcribed mRNA poly(A) tail shortening. The record is from RefSeq and is a predicted model, not a curated record. The transcript has a single exon. Gene Ontology annotation, molecular function: metal ion binding; poly(A) binding.
AUGGAGAAGCCCAACAUGGAUUGGGCUAAGGAUAUACCCUGUAGGAAUAUCAUUAUAUAUGGUUACUGCAAGAAAGAAAAGGAUGGGUGCCCAUUUAAGCAUGACAAUGAAAAAGUGAAAAAGCCAGCCACACUAAGCGCGACAACUGUCUCAACCAUCACUGGGACGAAUAACUCAGUAGCGCAAUCAACUGUUGCAAUUAAAGUACCCUCUGUGUUGAGUAGUACACCGAAGUUUAAUGCGAAAGUUUCAGCAAGCUUUACUCCAAUGUCCUCGAAAAGUAAUAUUAUUAAUGAUGAUGAGAGCAAUUUAAAUGAAGUGACUGGCAAUUCAACUUUAUUUAAUAAACCAUUUUCUGAUCGAGGAACAUCUGCGCAAUUUCCUGCACCCUCGUCUGGUGCGCUAUUCGGUGGACCAACAUUCAAUCCGUACGUCACAGAAAGCUUUACUCCAGCGUCUUCUUCUGGUAAUCAUCUGAACCUUACUGCAGUAAGCAAUGGCUCCACUAGCGAAUUGCAACAUUUAUAUCCCGAGAGCACGGAUGAUGCUUCAAAAAGGCUUGUUGGAAGCGGGGGAGCUUCUGAUUAUAUUGCAGAUCCUCCAAUAUCACGUUCUCCGCCAAUUAAUUUCAAAUUUCCUGACAUAUACCCUCCCUCGCAUAGUCUCUUACAAUACCAUCUUUACGCUCCAGAUCCUCCACCUCAUCUAAAACUUUCGUUGAAACCAAACGAACGAACACCGGAGUCUCUUUUCAUUCCUAACAAACUUCGAGAAGAACUCGUUAAAAAAAACUUAGCAUCACUGCAAGUAUUUCCUUCAGGUGGUGCCAUUCCAGCAGUAGUUCAAGACUACUUUAAUUUGGUGCCAUUAGAUUUCAAUCGAAAAACAGAUGAAAAAAACUCCAACUUAGGGCAUGAAAACUCACUAUACAAGGUUUUUUCUAAUUCGGAUGGUAAUGUGUACCUAUUACGUCGAAUCCAUAAUGUCAAGGUUCAAGAUUCCUCUCUUAUAUCGAGGACUUUUCAAAACUGGAAACAUGUUGAAAGUGCAAACGUAGUGAAACUAGUAGAUCUGUUUCAAACAACCAAGUUUAGCGAUUCUUCUCUUUGUGCUGUUUAUGAUUACUACCCUCUAUCAAGUUCAUUAUAUGAGGCCCACUUCAUCAACUUCCCAUUAACUCCGCUGACUCAAGACUAUUUAUGGUCAUAUCUUGUGCAGCUCACCAACGCCUUACAAGCGGUUCAUUGCAAGGGAUUGGCGUUUGAUACUAUAAAUUGGCAUAAAGUGAUUAUCACGGGUGCUCCAGGAAGGAUCAAAGUCACAGGAAGCGGUCCCUUUGAAGUAUUGAAUUUCAAUAAUAACAAGCCUAAUGACAUUCGUAUUAAUCAACAGAAAAACUUCAGUGAUCUAGGAACGCUACUAAAAGAUCUCUCCUCUAAAAUGUCCCCAGGUAAGUCACCCACGAUCGAAGAGAUGGCGAUCGAUGAUAGUCUCAAAACGGUGCUAAACUAUCUUUUAGAUGACCAAAAUAUGGAAAAAAACAUCAAGCAACUCACCUCCCUAUUUUAUGAUAAAAUUCUAGGCACUCUAGACUCAUCAAUCUCAAUGAUUGACCACACAGAAGGAGUUCUAUCAAAAGAAUUGGAAAAUGGACGCUUGUUCAGGUUGAUGUGCAAACUCAAUUUCAUAUACGGGAGAAUGGAAUCUCGAAUAGAUAUAGAUUGGUCAGAAUCAGGUGCAAACUUCCCCAUUGUAUUAUUUUAUGACUACGUUUUCCACCAAGUCGACGCAUCCGGCAAAAAUACGAUAGAUCUUACACAUGUUCUUAGGUGUUUAAAUAAGCUCGAUGCAGGUGUUCUGGAAAAGAUUGUACUGGCUACACCCGAUGAAAUGAACUGCAUAAUCAUCAGCUAUAAGGAACUUAGGGAUUUGAUAGAUUCUACAUUUAGAUCAAUAAUGGGUCAGUAG